This is a messenger RNA of Nothobranchius furzeri (turquoise killifish), 714 nucleotides long. RefSeq names its product RNA polymerase II subunit J (gene polr2j). The record is from RefSeq and is a predicted model, not a curated record. Gene Ontology annotation, molecular function: protein dimerization activity; DNA binding. Gene Ontology annotation, cellular component: RNA polymerase II, core complex. Gene Ontology annotation, biological process: transcription by RNA polymerase II. NCBI's taxonomy places the organism in Eukaryota, Metazoa, Chordata, Actinopteri, Cyprinodontiformes, Nothobranchiidae.
GAACUGUGUUUGAUGUAUUUUGUUCAGGUCCUAGCUUUUAUUAAACAAAAAAAUGCUGCAAAUUUUACAUGAACCGUGUUUAGGUCAAACAUGUAUUAUCCUAAUAUUGUGAAAGUAAACAUUUUCUACGUGCUGCAAAUUUCUAUUAUUGAUUUAAAUAUGCAGUUUCGCUUAUCGUGCUGCAGGUGGCGGUAAUGCCACACAAAGCUGAUUUCCUAACAGUCUUUAAACCAGACAAAGAAAGCUGAGCGGAAGUAUCCUAGUGGUUCGGUUCGGGGUUCUUUGCUCUAGCACAAACAUGAACGCACCUCCAGCCUUCGAGUCGUUUCUGCUCUUUGAAGGAGAGAAAAAGAUCGGCAUCAGUAAAGAUACCAAGGUCCCGAACGCGUGUUUGUUCACUCUGAACAAGGAAGACCACACACUGGGGAACAUCAUCCGAGCUCAGCUGCUGAAGGAUCCUCAGGUUCUGUUCGCGGGUUACAAAGUUCCUCAUCCUCUUGAGCACAAGAUCGUCAUCCGAGUGCAGACCACACCUGACUACAGUCCACAGGAAGCAUUCACCAAUGCCAUCACAGAUCUGAUCAGUGAGCUGUCUCUGCUGGAAGAACGCUUCAGAGUUGCCAUCAAAGACAAACAGGAAGGCAUCGAGUGACCCUGACCUCUGACCUCACCUCAUUUUGUUGUUUUGUUUUUCUAAAUAAACUUAAGAUGUCA